AUGGAUCUCAAAUAUUUCAUCUUAUUUUUCUUCUGUGGAUACAUGAACAACACAGUUUUCAUGGAAAGAGAGGUAUAUACAACUGAGAAGCAGCCACAGUCUAUUUUAUUUGGAUCUCCAGUGUCAAAUGUGUCAGCUAGUUCUCCAAAUACAACAGGGAAUCCUUUGAGUCAACCAGCACAAGUAAACAUUUCUUCUGGACAACCCACAUUGGAUGCUUAUGUUUCUUCAGCAAAAUCAGCAAUACACACUUCUGCCAGGCAACCACUUCCUUAUAAAAUCACCAGCCAGCCAAUAACCAGGGCCAAAAUCUUCUCCAGACAAACAGCACUACCUCAGUUCACCUCUACUAGACAACCAUCAUCUGGCCAUACUCCUACCAGACAAUCAACACCAUCAUCUGUCUACACCUCAGCUCAACAGUCAUCACUGCCUCUUCGUACCAGUUCUGAAAAAUCAAUUCAACCAACUGGUUAUAAUCUACCCACACAACCAACUUCAAAUGUAAGAAAUUCACUGGUGAUCACACCAGGGUUCAACCUAGAAACUACCAGUACCCAAAAAACCAAAGCUAACUCAACAGCUGCAAUAUUAGUUGGUGUAAUUCUGACUUUAAUGUUGCUGGCUAUAAUCAUGAUUCUACUAUGGAAAUGCUUGAGAAAACCCGUUUCAAAUGAUCAAAAUUGGGCUGGGAGGUCUCCAUUUGCUGAUGGACAAACCCCUGACUUAUGUAUGGAUAACAUUCGAGAAAAUGAAGUACCUGGGAAACGUACAUCAAUUCUUUCACUUAUGACCUGGAAAACAAACAAAAGCACACUGUUGGCAGAUGACUUAGAAAUUAAGUUAUUUGAAUCCAGUGAAAAUAUUGAUGAUGCCAACCACCUCAAAGCAGAGAAAAUAAAAGAUCAAGUUAAUGGUACAUCGGAGGAGAGUGCAGGUGGAUCAACAAUUGGAACGGCUGUUUCUUCUUCAGAUGAUGCAGAUGUGCCUCCGCCACCACCCCUACUUGACCUGGAAGGACAGGAGAGUAAGCAAUCCGACACUCUGACAACAAAUGUACCUCCGCUUCCAAAUGAUUCUCCUGACCUCCCCCCACCUCUGGACUGUCUCAGUCAAGCCUGUGAAGAUCAGAAUCCUGAGAACACACAGUCAUUUCCUCCUCCGCCUGACUCCCUGAGUGUGCCCACCCCACCAGAAGACUUUGUGAAAACCCAGGAUGAUUCUAACGAUAUUCAGUGUCAGGAGCUCGCUCUCUCUCUUGACUCAGAUCAAGAUGUCAAUGAAUCCUUGCCACUCCCACCCGCUGAAUUAUUAUAA
Molecule: messenger RNA, 1317 nt
Organism: Elephantulus edwardii (Cape elephant shrew)
Lineage: Eukaryota; Metazoa; Chordata; Mammalia; Macroscelidea; Macroscelididae
Gene: EVI2B
Product: ecotropic viral integration site 2B
Exons: 1
Coding region: 1-1317 (438 amino acids)
Biological process (GO): positive regulation of neutrophil differentiation; regulation of stem cell division
Source: RefSeq, a predicted model, not a curated record